AUGUCCAAAGCAGCUCCUGCCAAAAAACGAGUGGCUGCAGCCCCGCCUCCAGGAUGUACCCUGGAUAUCAAGGACCCCCAGGUCCAGAGGGCGGCCAUUCGCAUCCAGGCCUCUUACCGGGGCCACAGGUCCCGGAAGGAGCUGCGCGAGAAGGGGCCGCCGCGAGUGCUGGAGCCACUGAAGGAUGUGGUGCUGAUUGAGGGCAGCGCGGCUAAGCUGACUUGCCGCAUUUCGGCUUUCCCGGACCCAUUCAUCCGCUGGAGCAAGGACGGCAAGGAGCUGCGCGACGGGCCCAAGUAUCGCUAUGUCUUCGAGGACCCCGACGUAGUCGCACUGGUGGUGCGCGACGGCGAGCUGGCAGAUCUAGGCCAGUACAGCAUCAACGUAACCAACCCCUUCGGCCAGUGCUCCGACUCCGCACGCAUCCUCGUGGAAGUACCGGCGAAGAUUCAGAAGGGACCGAGUAACACUAAGGCGCGCAAAGGCACCACGGUAACGCUGACUGCCGAGAUCAUGGGCGAGCCUGCGCCCGACGUGGGCUGGACCAAGGACGGGGAAGACAUCGAUGAGGACGACAGAGUGUUCUUCGAGAUCGGCAGUACCACCACGACGCUGACUAUCCGCCGGGCCACGCCUGAGGACAGCGGCAAGUACGAGGUGUACGUGGAGAACAGCCUGGGCAUGGACCAGAGCUUCGCUCGCGUGGACGUGGCCUGAAAGGGACCCUCAGACACUUCACCCUGGCUGGAGCCCCGGGUGGGUGGGACAGACAACCCUCCUUCAUCUUGCUUAAUAAAGCUGCUCUCGCUGACCCUC
Molecule: messenger RNA, 816 nt
Organism: Aethalodelphis obliquidens (Pacific white-sided dolphin)
Lineage: Eukaryota; Metazoa; Chordata; Mammalia; Artiodactyla; Delphinidae
Gene: SPEGNB
Product: SPEG neighbor
Exons: 4
Coding region: 1-717 (238 amino acids)
Biological process (GO): synapse organization; homophilic cell-cell adhesion
Cellular component (GO): plasma membrane; axon; neuronal cell body
Molecular function (GO): axon guidance receptor activity; protein binding
Source: RefSeq, a predicted model, not a curated record